Molecule: messenger RNA, 909 nt
Organism: Ophidiomyces ophidiicola
Lineage: Eukaryota; Fungi; Ascomycota; Eurotiomycetes; Onygenales; Onygenaceae
Exons: 1
Coding region: 1-909 (302 amino acids)
Source: RefSeq, a predicted model, not a curated record
AUGUGGGCACCAGUAACCCUCCCUUACAGGAGUGAAUCCCCGUCUAUACCCCGCAUACCUUCUACAGACGAAAUACGAACCUGUUCAAACAUUAUCUGGGAGUCCGCUGACACCAAGGUCGUGGCGGUAAAUGAUGAGAUUGUGGUUAAAUUUGGUGUCUUACCUGUACAUGAAGGCGAGGCUCUGAUUCAUCUUGAGCGACAUGCCCCUCAAGUGCCAGCUCCUCGACUAUAUGCGAUGUUCUACGAUGAUAAGGAGCUUUUUCUUAUAAUGCAACGCAUGCCAGGCGUGCAGCUUGACAAAAUAUGGUCUUCAUUGACCGAAUCCGAGAAAGAUGACAUUAUCAGUAAACUUCACCGGAUAUUUGACGACAUGCGACUGAUUGAGUGUCCCCAGUUUGAUUUCUAUGGGAACCUGAGUGGCGGUGGUGUUUCACAUUAUUUAUUCUACAGCCAACAUUCCAGCGGCCCCAGGCAUUUGGGACCGUUUAAUGGUGAAGCUGCUUUUAUCGCUGGCCUUGUAGGAAACUUUCGAGCUCUGGUGGAAAAGAAUCACCGCCCGGACUUUCAAGUCCGCUUCUAUGAAACUUACCUUGGCCGCGUAUUUCAAGGGCACCGACCUACUUUAACCCAUGGUGAUGUGCAGCAAAAGAACAUCAUGGUCGCAGAGAAUGCAGCACGGCGGAAUAGUCAAGGAGAGCGAUCCUUUGACGUCGCGCUUGUAGAUUGGGCGGAUGCAGGAUGGUACCCUGAGUUCUGGGAAUUCUUUUCCGCAUCUAUGCUUUUUCGUUUGGUAUACUGGGAAACUGAUUGGUGCUGGAGAGCCCAAGAGUUUCUUCAAGUUUACCCCGCUGAAUUGGCCUUAAUGCGCAUGUUUGAUAAAGAUUUUACGGGUUGGUAUGGUCCUUAA